GUGAGGGGAACUGGAGAGACACACCCGGACCAGCCCCCCGGCCCGUUCUCUGCAGGGAGGGGAAAUGGAGACACACACCCGGAGCAGCCCCCCGGCCCGUUCUCUGCAGGGAGGGGAAAUGGAGACACACACCCGGAGCAGCCCCCCGGCCUGUUCUCUGCAGGGAGGGAAAUGGAGACACACACCCGGAGCAGCCCCCCGGCUUGUUCUCUGCAGGGAGAGGAAAUGGAGACACACACCCAGACCGGCCCCCCAGCACGUUCUCUGCAGGGAGGGGAAAUGGAGACACACACCCGGAGCACCCCCCCCGGCCCGUUCUCUGCAGGGAGGGGAAAUGGAGACACACACCCGGAGCAGCACCCCCUGCCCGUUCUCUGCAGGGAGGGGAAAUGGAGACACACACCCGGAGCAGCCCCCCGGCCCGUUCUCUGCAAGGAGGGGAAAUGGAGACACACACCCGGAGCAGCCCCCCUGGCCCGUUCUCUGCAUGGAGGGGAAAUGGAGACACACACCCAGAGCAGCCCCCCCAGCCCGUUCUCUGCAGGGAGGGGAAAUGGAGACACACACCCGGAGCAGCCCCCCCGGCCCGUUCUCUGCAGGGAGGGGAAAUGGAGACACACACCCGGAGCACCCCCCCCGGCCCGUUCUCUGCAGGGAGGGGAAAUGGAGACACACACCCGGACCGGCCCCCCCGGCCUGUUCUCUGCAGGGAGGGGGAACAUCCCUCCCUUCCUGCAGGCUGUUCAGAUGCCAUGUUCUGCCUCUGAGCCCCCUGCGACCAGUUCCCUGCCCACCCCUUGUAUCCUCCCUGGACCAGCUCCCUGCUUCUUGCUGCAUCCAGCCCCUUCCCCCAGCUCACCAGGGCCUGGGGCACCUCCCUGACCCUGACACUUGGCACAGUCCCUCUUCCCCCAUCGGUUCCUGCCCCAUGCUGGCUCGGUGGGGCAGGGCCCUGCUCCAGGGCCCUUCCUGUAACCCUGCUCAGGCACUGCCCCCGCGCCCAUUGCCCAGGCCAGGUGCCCUCAUGUGGCUCCUCUGGCUGCCCAGUUUCCUGGCCAGGGGGCGUGUGGAGUUGCCAGACCUCCCCCUCUGCACUAAGCAGCAGUAAAUGGUUUGGGGGAAGUUGCCUUCUCUCCAGCUCAAGUCCUCACAGCCUUAAAGAGCCAGGCCUCAGCUCUGACACUGCACCUGGCUGGCCGCAGGAGGGGGAGCCCAGAUCAGGGGGGGCUCCCACUGCACUGCCGGGGGGAGCUAGAGAGACCCCUGCCCCAGCGCCCGAGAGAACCUGUGGAGGCAGGAGCAGCAAGAACCUGAAUUCAAUCAUUAAUUGCAUGGGGUCCAGUGGGUUAGUGUGGGUGGUGCUGGGAGCCAGGACUCCUGGGUUCUACCCCCAGCUCUGAGAGGGGAGUGGGGUCUAGUGGCUAGAGGAGGGCUGGGAGCCAGGACUCCUGGGUUCUACCCCCAGCUCUGAGCGGGGAGUGGGGUCCAGUGGGCUAGAGGGGGGCUGGGAGCCAGGACUCCUGGGUUCUACCCCCAGCUCUGAGCGGGGAGUGGGGUCCAGUGGGCUAGAGGGGGGCUGGGAGCCAGGA
This is a messenger RNA of Gopherus flavomarginatus (Mexican gopher tortoise), 1589 nucleotides long. RefSeq lists its product as uncharacterized. NCBI's taxonomy places the organism in Eukaryota, Metazoa, Chordata, Testudines, Testudinidae. The transcript is spliced from 2 exons. The record is from RefSeq and is a predicted model, not a curated record. Bases 65 to 1108 code for a protein of 347 amino acids.